CCAAAAGCCCAACAAAAUCAACGACCUCGCGCUCGUCUGCUGGCUCUCCCUUUAUCACGCAAUUUCAUUCCCCUCUCUCUUUACAAUUGUCUCUGUGAUUAAAACAGAGUGUGUCAAAAUUGAAACCCUAGACACGCCAAUUUCAUUCGAAUUAGAGGGGCCACUUUACUUUCCUUUUCCUACCAAAAUCUCUGUCUCUGUCUCUCUCUCUCUCUAUAUAUAUAUAUAUAUAUAUAUUUCCUAAGUAUAUAUUUUCAUGUUUUUCUUUUUUAUCAGGAAUAUAAUUCGGUCAGAAUGUGGAGUUGUAUUGGUUUCAAUUACCCGUGAAUUUAAUUUGGGUUUUGUUUGUCUUAACUAACGGUUGGUAUUGUUGUUGUGUUGAAACUAGGGUUUCAAGUAUCUACCUUUUUCUCUUAACAAAUUACUGUUUGACCUGCAGUGAUUUCAUUUAGCGAACCAAACACCCCUGUUCUUGAAGCAGAAAUAGAUAAAUCCUAUAAGAAAGAUGUCAAUGCAAUAUCCAGUUCUUGACAACCGACCAAUUAAUAAGUGGAAAGUAGCAGAGUUGAAGGAAGAGCUUAAGAGACGGAAACUAACAACAAAAGGAUUGAAAGAUGAUUUGGUAAAGCGGUUGGAUGAAGCAAUUCGCAUUGAAAGGGGACCUUUUGAGGAAGAAGCAAGCAGAGGUAUUGGAUCCGAGCCAAAACAUGUGGUUGCGCAUGUAGAUCCACUGUCAAACCCUAGUUAUGUACAAAUGGCUGAUGAUACACGGAGUCACGACAUAAAUAAAACGGCUAAGGUUGAUGAAGUCGUGGCUGGGAUUGGAAUUGAUGGUUUGGGUCAAGGCAAAGUUCAAGUGCAGGAAACAAUAAGUGGCGCUGAUUCUUUUGAGAUGAUUGUUGGGAAACCAGAUUUAGAGGCUUCAAUUGAAACCGGAGCUGAUGAUACAUUGAAUCAUGACAUAAGUAGAACUGCCAAGAUUGAUAAAGUUGUAGCUGCGGUUGACAUUGAUGAUGGUCCUGCUGAAAUAGAUCAAGGAAAGGUUCUAGAAGAGGAAGCGAUAGGUGGUAAUAAUUUGGGUGAGAUUAUUGUUGGGGAACCAAUUUUAGAGGUUUCCAUGCAAACUGGAGCUGAUGACACAAGCAAAACUGCUGUUGGUGAUGAAGUUGUGGCUGGGCUUGACCCUGAUGAGGGUCCUCAUGAGAUGGAUCAAGGGAAAGUUCAAGAGGAUGAGGCAAUAGGUGGCACUGAUUCUGUUGAAAGGAUUGUUGAGGAACCAGUUUUAAGGGCUUGCAUGGAAACAAGAAUUAGAGAUGAUGACAUUGCAGCCCAGAUUGCAUCAAGCGACAAAGCUUCUGGAAACAAUAAAACAGAUCAAGAGAAUAAGAAUUUGAAUUUUUCACUUACAGAUGCUCCGGCGGUUGAAGAACCAGUUGCAUUGGAGGCUUCUAUGAAAACUAACCCCUUCUUCAAUGAUACUGUGGUAUCACAGACUGCAUUGAACGAGGAACCACUGCAAAACAAUGAAAUUAAGACCGAGAAUGACGAUUCAAAGCCUUCGCAGAUGGACGUGGAGUGUGAUGCAUCUUAUCCAAACAACCAGGUAUAUGAUGUCAGCCCAAAUGUAGGGUUUCAAGUAAAGUCUGAGUCAAUUUCUACUGAUGCUGUGUAUGUUUAUGAAAACACUGAACUAAAGGAUAAUUUAAAUGCUGAUAAUGUCUAUUUAGAACUAGAUGUUACUAAAGUGGAGAUGGUGCAGCCAACAUCCAGUGAAGGCCAUCAAAAUGAUUGUAACUUGCAUUCACUGGAUGAUAACAAACCUGAGGGAGACCAGAGUUUUGUUGAAGAAACUGAUGACAACAAAUCUACACCUGUGGAUUUUAGGAAAGAAAAUGAUGGAGUUGUAGGGUCAUCAGUGAUGUUAAAAUUAGACCAUAAUUUAGUUGAUAAUUCUAUGAGAGAUGUUAUGGAAAACAAGCCAAGUGAUUCAAACCAUAAUUUCAAUAUAGCAAUGGAUAAGAUUGAGCUAAUGGAAAUGCCUGUUGCAAAUGAGGGAACUCUUGAUGGUGUUGUGGGGCCUCAAUUGUCCCCUGACAAGAUGAAAACAUAUGCUACCGAGACUGCUGCCUUUGAGGGAAAAAGGUUACGAGCAGUAGAUGACAACAAAUCUACUUCCCUGGAUCGUAUUGAGAGAACUGUGGCAGAUGAGGGACCAAUGGAAAAGAUAAACUUGGACCAUUCUUCAGCUGACGAUUCUAUGGAGGAGGACGUAUUGGAGACGAAACAGAUAGAUUCAAAUGAUAUUUCCACUGAAGUGGCUGAGAAGAUUGAGUUGGCUGACGUUGCUGGUAUGAAAGUGGCUGGUACUAUUGAUGCUGUUGAGCUUGAUUCUGACAAGUUGGAGUCGUCUUCUGAACAGAAGAAUGCAAUUGCUACUACUUCUGAAAAAAGAAAGUUUCAAGAUGAAGCAGCAGCUGGUAACAAAGAACCUCCAAAGAGGUUGCGUAGGUGGAAUUCUGGAAGCCUUAAAAUCUCUGAAACACAAGGCUCGAAUCUUUCCCUUUCUACAGUUCCUAAGGAUUUGUUUCAGGCUAAUAUGUUGAAACACAACCUCACUAAGUCUGACCCUACAAUUAGUGCAGAUGCACCCAAGGAACGUGUUGUUCCACCAUCACCAAAACCUCCAACCAAUUCUCUUAGAAUCGAUCACUUCCUGCGUCCUUUUACACUGAAAGCUGUGCAAGAGCUUCUAGCCAGAACUGGUAAUGUCUGCAGUUUCUGGAUGGAUCACAUCAAGACGCAUUGCUACGUCACGUACUCAUCACCAGAGGAAGCCAUAGAGACUCGAAAUGCUCUUUACAACCUUCAAUGGCCUCCAAAUGGAGGACGUCUGCUGGUUGCUGAGUUUGUUGAUCCCCAGGAAGUGAAGUUGCGUGCAGAGGCGCCUCCCAAUUCAACAGCUACUAAACCUGUCAGUACCAGCCCAACUGUUUCUGCAACUCGAGCUCCCAUUCAGCCACCAUCCUCAACUCACCAGCAUGGCCACAAGCAGCCCGUUUCACCCCAACCUCCAGUUUCCAAACCACCCCAUGUUUCUGAUCUACCUACCAUAAAACCCCUUCCCCAGCCACCGGUCCCUGAGAAAGUAGACCAUCCAAUCUUAACCUUGGAUGACCUGUUCAGGAAAACCAGAGCCACCCCUCGAAUCUACUACCUACCCUUGACUGAAGAACAGGUCACAGCAAAACUGGCUAAUCAAAAUAAAAACAGGCAGUAGUUAGUAGUGAUCGUGGUAUAUUUAGUGGCUUAGUUCGUUAUCCAGUAUGGGGACAGGGUUCUACAGUGUAAUUCAUAAUUAUGUCUGCAGUUCUUAGGGAGGUUUAAUUUAUGUAUGCAGUUUAUGAGUGGCUACUUUGUGCCUCAUGGAUCAGGAUCAUGCAUGUUACUGGUAUUUGUGUACAGCUGUUUAGUCAUUUUUAGCUGCAACUAUGGUGGGAAUAAGACAGUGUUUGCUUGAGAAUAUUAUUAAUAAAAAAGUUUAUCUCCGAGUGGCUUCCAACA
This is a messenger RNA of Cornus florida, 3561 nucleotides long. RefSeq lists its product as uncharacterized. Gene Ontology annotation, molecular function: nucleic acid binding. The transcript is spliced from 6 exons. NCBI's taxonomy places the organism in Eukaryota, Viridiplantae, Streptophyta, Magnoliopsida, Cornales, Cornaceae. The record is from RefSeq and is a predicted model, not a curated record. The coding region runs from base 506 to 3277 and encodes 923 amino acids.